Dunckerocampus dactyliophorus (ringed pipefish) is the source of this 2402-nucleotide messenger RNA. RefSeq names its product phosphopantothenoylcysteine decarboxylase (gene ppcdc). Gene Ontology annotation, molecular function: phosphopantothenoylcysteine decarboxylase activity; FMN binding. Gene Ontology annotation, cellular component: phosphopantothenoylcysteine decarboxylase complex. The transcript is spliced from 5 exons. Gene Ontology annotation, biological process: coenzyme A biosynthetic process. NCBI's taxonomy places the organism in Eukaryota, Metazoa, Chordata, Actinopteri, Syngnathiformes, Syngnathidae. The record is from RefSeq and is a predicted model, not a curated record. The coding region runs from base 98 to 742 and encodes 214 amino acids.
GGAAGUGGGAACCGUUGCCAACAAACAAGGAACCAACUGACGUUAAAUGUAAAGAAACAAGAGCAAGGAGUGUUUCUACUGGCGGUGAUAUGCCAGCAUGCAGACGGAUGAUGAUGAUGAUGAUGAUGAUGUUGUUUCCCUGCCUCAGACCGGCUUGGUAAAAUCUUCCGGGACUUUUUGUGUUCUUGUUGGAGUAACGGGUAGCGUAGCUGCCCUGAAACUUCCACUUUUAGUAUCUGAGCUCCUUCAGCUACCAGGGGUGGAUGUAAGAGUAGUUACUACUGAGCACGCCCAACACUUCUAUAGCCCUGAAGAGGUCUCUGUUAAAGUCUACAGUGACAAAGAUGAAUGGGAGAUGUGGACUCAGAGAUCUGACCCUGUGCUACAUAUUGAGCUGAGACGCUGGGCAGACUUGCUUGUCAUUGCCCCCUUGGAUGCAAACACACUCGGAAAAAUUGCUAGUGGCAUUUGUGACAACCUGUUGACAUGUGUGGUCAGAGCCUGGGAUACAAGUCGGCCUCUCCUCUUCUGCCCUGCAAUGAAUACAGCUAUGUGGCAGCAUCCUAUUACAGCCCAGCAGGUGGACAGGCUGAAGGAGUUUGGCUAUGUAGAAAUCCCCUGCAUUGCAAAGAAGCUGGUGUGUGGAGAUGAAGGCAAAGGCGCCAUGGCGGAGGUGUCUACUAUCAUCGCUGCUAUCAACCAAUAUCUUCAGCAAACAAAUGAGGCAUCUCAGCAAACAUGAGCAGUAUGCAACAAGUGUGUCUUUCAUUGCAGCAUUUCACUGAAGAACCUCAGCAGCAAAAAAAAAUCCCCCGUCGUUUGUUAGACAGUGGUGGUUUUACAACGCCUGGCUAUAAACAAUGUCACAAUUCACUGGGUUUAAAUAGCUUUAAAAAAAAAAAAGUUCUGGAAGCAUGAGACCCACACAGUUCAGAAAUCUUCAAACAGCAGUUUGACUCUCCUAUCGUAUGCAUACAGUGUCUUUACCAAAACAGUAAUGUAACUUUGGAAGUAAAUGAAACUUAUCAAAAUCAGAGGCAGUCCAGCACAUUUUAGGGUGGUUAAUAAAUACAUUUAUAUUAAUACCUUUAUAUUAAUUCAGUGUGCUCUAUAUAUAGUACAUGUGACAAUGAACUGACAUUAUUUGAACCUGUUUUAUUGAACUUGAACGUAUGUUAAAGUAUCAUAAACAGCUGUAGGAUGCCCGGUGGAAUACACUGUAGUUAUCUGAAACAAUGUAAAUCUAGUUUUAUUGCAUUUAUUUACAUGUUUCCCCCCACUUCUUUAAUUGACCAUUUAACAUAUACAUGAACAUGAAUAAUUUAAUUUUUUUAAACCCUGUCAUUUAUCAAGCAUGUGUGGGCUAUUUAUAUCCAUAAUGUAGUCACCCCACAAAGGGUGACAAGCAGAAAUGAUACCAUGGUAUUGUUCAAGUAAUAUAUGGAACGUUUAUUUUCUCGUUAUGUCAGUGGUGGAUGAUUGGAAAACUACUUAGUGCAGUUUUUAUGGUAUUUUUAAUCCCCAUUAAAGGCUUGAAGUACAUCAGCUCAUCUUAGCAGUUAUUUUUCUGUAUCAGUGUGAUACAUGCAGUCGGCUGUGUAUAUUCUUUAAAAAAGGAUUCACUUGUUGUCCUACAUAAUGUCCACACUCAGUGACAGGAAGCCUUAAAUCUUGAUAAAAGUAUUUCACUACACUGUUGCUUAACAGUUUUGUAUUCAAGAUAAGAAUAAGGUCAUUAUGUGACUCCUUGUGCAUAGCUGGAGGUAAUUCCCAAACUCUGCAUUUGUAGGAUAUUUCCAAGAACCUGUUUACUUGUAUGCUCUGUUCCAAUGUUAAUACUGAUGCAGAAAUGUCAUCCAGUGUGGGUGAAAAGAGCGAGAAAGUUAAAGUAACACAUAACAUCCUCUAACUCGGUGAUUCCCAACCAGAGGUAUGCGUACCCCUGGUGGUACUCGAGCUACGUGGAAACAUUUAAUAAAUUACUUCCAAGAUAAGUAAAUAUUCGCAGUCACUUCAUAUUAAGCCAGACAACACUAAAGCUAGUUUCUCCAGAGAGACAAUACCCUGGCAAAAUUGUAACAGUUGUGUUACAUUCUACUUAUGAGUGGGUACUCUUGGUGUGACAAAAAGGCUGUGAGGGUACACAAGACAAAAAAGGUUGGGAAACACUGCUCCAAUUCAGUGGUGUCUAAUUUUCCAUUGAGGACCGUGUACAGACAAAAGGAAUACUGUGGAGUCUGCUUUUGGUUAUUCUACAUUUUUAGUUUAUUAAACAAAAUGUUAAGUGGUUAAAUAUAUUUUAAAGGUCCCAUAUAGGUCGUAGGACGUGGUCAUAUAGCCAUAUAUAGUAGUAUGUUGUCCAAUAUCUAAUCUUGAAGCUGGAAUAAAAAUUGCUUUUUUAA